UGAUGGAAUUGAUCCUCUGCUCUUCAGAGAGAGAGACGUCAUCUUUGCUUUAAAUUGAGUGUUCCCUUUCCUACUGGAUAGUGGGAAGUAUUAUUGCAAGUUCAUGAAUUUCCAUGAUACUGUUCAUCACUUUGUGUCAGUAAAAGGCCUAAUGAAAAAGGAAAAGACAGCAGAGGUUUUCUGACAGUUUGGUGUGCUGGCUUUUCUGAGCUACGUAUGCUGAUAUGCUAAAUAUAUUUUUUGGAGCAAUGUAAAGUUGAGACCUCAUGAAAUUCAGUAAAACCUUGAUUGACCAAAAUCUUCAGAGAAUAAUUUUUUGUUUAAACAAUUUAAUUGAUUUUUUUAAAAAGUUGAUUGAGUACCAAGCUGAAGUCUCUUGUUCAAGUUCUUAUUCUAAAAUCCACUGCUUUCCUGCUUCUUAAUUUCCUGAAUAUAACUGAAUCUUCAUUUGCUGACUGAGAGUGUUGAAUUUAUCCCAUGUAAGUUUACCUUGAGCAGUGCUCUGUAUAAGAAAGUUAUACUGUGGUGAUCACACUAAACUUUGGAUAUACUUUCUAUUUAUUAAAUUGGGUAAGGCAUCUUGUUUUCUUAUACUUUUUUUCCCUAAGUUUGAGAAAUCUAAAGUUAAUUGCCACCUCUAGGUUACAUUUUAUUAUGUAUAAAUACAAUUUGUUAUGUGUGUUACCUUAAGUAUUUUGCUGUCAAUUGUUGUAACAUAUACUAUUUAAGUUGUGUGGUUAAAGUACUUUGUUUUUUUUCUUAAUAUUUUUAUUGAAGUAUAGUCAGUUUACAAUGUUGUGUCAAUUUCUGGUGUACAGCGUAGUGCUUCAGUCAUAUAGGAACAUACAUAUAUUCAUUUUCAUAUUCUUUUUCACUGUAAGUUACUACAAGAUAUUGAAUAUAGUUCCCUGUGCUAUACAGUAUAUUAAAGUACUUUAAAUGUCUUUUGAUUAAACAUUGGCUACAUAAGAUAGGCUCAGAUUAUUUAGCAAAAACAAUGCACUAAAACAUAGUAGCCAAGGUACAAUAUUGAAAACAUAAGCACAGAGAACAGGUGUAUGUGUAGGUGGAUUGAAAUAGGAGGGGUGUUUUCAGGAUAGAUUGAUAAAAGCCUCUAAAGAAUACUGUCAGUUCUAGUGCUGACAUCUAAAGGUUACCAGUGACCUAAUUACCAACACCUGUGGUCUCUCCUGUAUUCAGCCAUUUGCUCUAACUUAGGUUAUUUCCAUUUUGUAAAUGGUUCUUAAAAAAAAAAAAGAAAAGCAUCUCUGUUUAAAACUCUUCUUUGAUAGAUAAAAUGUGGAAUAUACAUACAAUGGAAUAUUAUUCAGCCUUAAAAAGGAAAGAAAUUCUGACACAUGAGGCAACAUGGAUGAACCUUGAGGACAUUAUGCUCAGUGAAGUAAACCAGUCACAAAAGAACAAAUACUGUAUGAUUCCUCUUAUAUGAGGUACUGAAUAGUCAAAUCCAUGGAGACAGAAGUAGUAGGGUGGUCACUAGGAGCUGGGGGAGGAGGAAUGGGGGCACUGUUGUUUAACGGGUGUUGAGUCUUAGUUUUGCAAGAUGAAAAGAGUUCUGGAGACUGGGUGCACGACAGUGAGAAUGCAUUUCACACUACUGAACUGUAGACGUAGAAAUGGUUAAGAUGAUAAACUUUGUUAUGUGUAUUUAAUACAACUUUUUUAAAAAGUUUGGAAAUUGCUAGUUUUGACAAUAGUUAGCAUUAUAUGCUUUAUCUUCCAUAUUCUCUAUUAGGAAUCAGGAAUUGUAUAUGUUAGGAAGCUGAGGGAUUGAAAUAUGAAAUCCUGUACUCAUGAUUAAUUCAUGCACAUAGUUUUUAAAAGACUCCCUUGGUCCUAUAUUCGUCUCCAGCUCCCAUUCUCUCUCCUGUCCCUUGUGGUCAGUCAGUGUUGAUUAGAAGUGGUAGCAGCUUUGUAUUAGUUCCUUGUCAUUUCACCUGGUCUGUCCUGUCUCCUUCACCAGACACAGUGGUGGCUUCCUGAAGGCAGGGAACAUGUUUUGGGACUCCUCUAGAUUCUCUGUCUCAGCUCAGUAUCAUGCCUUCUGAAAAUGCUCCAUCUUUGAUUAAUACCGUUGAUGGGUGAAAUUGUGUAUUUUCAACACAUUUCUUUAUAUUCUUUUCUUACAACAAUUGUUUAUUGAAUUGUAGUGGGAGGUGAAUAAAAUAUAAUGUGUGCCUUCAAGGAGCUUAAAAUUUAACUGUACUUACUUUUUACUCUCCCACCCCAUCUUUACCAUUUCUAAGAAUUCAGUAUAGUUCUAAUAAGGAAGAUUAAUUUUCUAUGUAGGUAACUAUAGGGAUGCUGGAGUGAAAAAUAGUAGGUAACUAUAGGGAUGCUGGAGUGAAAAAUAUACUAAGGCAUAAAAUGCCAACCACUUCACAAUGCACUUUGCAUAUUUCUUAUGGACAUGGCUGGUUUUCUGUAGGAAAGUUGCAGGAGAUUAGAGUGGAAUGAUGAGUUGGGGCAAUACAGUGGAAUGCCUUGACUGUUAGAAGAGCAUGAGUUAUUAAGAGGCUGGUGAGAAGCAGAGGACUGAUCAGAGCUGGGUUUUUAAGAAUGCUAAUCUGGUUGCUCUGUGGACCUGGAGAAAGAGCUCAGUGGAGGCAAGGAACAGUAAGGAGCCUAGUACGGAUGCACAGAUAAAAGGUAACGAGAGCUUGCUCAGAAGGUGGCAAAAGACAUAACAUGGGGAAAGGCACUGUGGAGGAAAAACCCAGCGUGCCUUGGUCAUUAAAGGUAAUUGGAUGGAGGGAGAAACUAAAGAUAACUGUAAUGGGCUUUGUCACAUUGAACACAAAUAGGAAAUAAGGAGUGGUUUGAGGGAGGAAAAUGAUGACUUUUGCCUUGGAUGUUUUAUUAAUUAUCCAGUGCUGUGUAACAAAUUAUCAUAGAAUUUAGCAGCUUAAAACAACAAACGUAUUAUCUCACACAGUUUUUGAGAGGAAUCCAGAAGCAGCUGAGCUGGAUGGUUCUGGCAAAGGCCUUCUCAUGAGGUUGAGGUCAAGAUGUCAGCCAAGGCUACAGUCAUCUGAAGACUAGACUAGAACUGGAGGAUCGGUUUCCAGAAUGUCUCACUCACUGUAGUUCCUUGCUGGCUGUUGGCAGGAGGCCAACAUAAGGCUACUUGAGUGUCUUCACAAAUGGCAGCUAACUUUCCCCAGAGUGAGUAGUCCUAGAGAGCAAGCCAGGGGGAGGCUGCAGUGCCUUUUAUAACCUAGAUGUGGAAGUCGAUGCCAUCCCUUCUGCCAUAGUUUAUUCAUUAGAAGAGAGUCACUAAAUCUAGCUUAUACUCAAGGGGGAGGUUAGGCACCACCGUUUGUAGGGAAGAGUGUGGAAGAAUUUGUGGAUUUUUUUUUAAAACCACCAUAGGUAUAUUGUGUUUUGAGGACAAAGGAAGGGAGCAUUUAAAUGAUGUGAGGAAUAAGGAAUCAGGAGCUUUCGGGAGUCAAGUCACCUAUGCAUGGAAGUAGAUGACUGCUGGAGCUGAAAAUAUUGAAGACUGAGAAUUUCUUUAGGCAAGUUUCUUAAUGAUCUCUCUCAACCAGUCUCAUUAUUAAUGGUUAUUGUUCCCUUUCCCAGAUUAUAUUAUUCCAGUUAUUUUAACUUUUAAAAAAAGACUUCCAUUUUUAAGUUCUUUGUUUUAUUCUCCCAAGGUUAUCGUGAAAAAUUUCAAGGUUACAGAAAAGUUGAAAGACUAGUAUAAUGAAUAUCCAUAUGUUCCUACCACCUAGAUUUGGUAAAUGUUAACAUUUUGACUUAUUUGCUCUAUCUUUCUAUCUCAUCUAUCCAUCCAAAUAUUUUUCUAAACUAUUUAUUAAGUGCCAUUCUUUGGUAAAGAAGGGUUCCCCAGGGGUGGCAGGGUAUAGCUCAGUGGUAGAGCAUGUGCUUAGCAUGUACGAGGUCCUGGGUUCAAUCCCCAGUACCUCCAUUAAAAAAAUAAAAAAAUAAAUACCUAAUUACUUCAUACACCUCCAAAAAAAGAUAAAAAAUAAAUAUAACUAAAAAAAUUUUUUUAAAUGGGGUUUCCCCUCUACUUUGGGAUAAAUCAUAGAUUCUCUUAAAAAGCUGGAAUACAGGUUUAAUUCUUUUUCCCUAAUUACUAAUUUUUAGAGUGAGGAACUGAUGUAACAGUCACUUGCAAUGGUGGCAGAUGAUUCUCUUUUUCUUCUCCUUUUUUGAACAUCACUAUGGACUCGUGGUCCAAGGGGUAAAAGCAUAUGUAAUUUUGCUGUUUAUUGCCAAGUGCCCGUGGAAUUUGUGCCAUUUUGCACUCUCACCAGCAAUGUAGGAGACAGUCCGUGUUUUUUCCAUAAUCUUGCCAAGAGAGUCUUGUCAAACAUUUGAAUUCUUGGCAUAUGUGAGAACUGGUAUCUUGGUGUAGUUUAAUUUGUAUCUCUUUGCUGAACAAGGUUGAACAUCUUUUUAUGUAUUUUAAGAGCCAUUUGCCUUCCUUUUUUUGUGUGUUCUAUCUAUGUCUUUUACCUAUUUUUCUAAUGAAUUUUUGGUCUUUUUCACCGUAGUAUAAGAGUUCUCUCUCUAUACCAGGGUGAUUAGCUCCUUGUUGCUGUUACAAGUUGGGAGUAUUUUUUUUUCAGUUUAUCAUUAGUCUUUUGACAUGGUAUUUUAUGAUAUGCAGAUAUUCACUUUUAUGAGUUUAUGUACUUUUAUGCACAUCUUUUAAUGGCAUCUGGAUUUUGAGUCAGAGUUAAGAAGUUUUUAUGAUAUGCUAAGAUUUACUAUUAUGUGUACUGCAUUUAUGUACUUUUAUGUACAUCUUUUUAUUGUAUCUAGACUUUUGUGUGUUUUCCCCACACCCAUGUUGUAAAGGGACUCACCUAAGUUUGACUCUAGUACUGGUGCAGCUCCCGCCCUUCUCCCCUCCUCUUUCCUCUCCCUCCUCUUUCCAGUUCUCUCUCUCUCUUUUCUCCAGUUUUCUUUUAACAUUGGGGUCUCUAACAUUUGGAGUUUAUUCUGGCAUAAAUUCUUUUUCCAAUGAUAAUUCUGUUGUUGGGUGCUUUCCUAGUGAUUUGAGAAAUUUGGCCACCUUUAUCAUGUGCCAAAUUUCCAAAAACUUUUGAGUUUUUGAACUUGCUGUUUUGGGAUUUUCUAUUCUGUUGCAUUGCAGUCUGGGUCCAAUGAGGAGAUAGAAACUACCUAGUAGGUUCAACAGGGGAAGUCUAAUAUAAGAAUUACCAACUACAAGAAGAGAUUAAGUAUAAGAUAUAAGACACUCUAUAUGGCACCCAAGAGCUGAGGGGAGAGUACCCAAGGAAGGACAAAUCUGGGGGAUUCAGCCCUCCUUGGAAAAGAUAGUUUGGCCACUAGUUAGUAGAGAUAUCUACUGGUUUAGACAGGCUAGAGUGGUCUGGAGUUGCAGGUGGGGAGCAGGCAGUCAGCAAUGUGUGGUGUGGGGGCGUGCACUGGGAGUCCAGGUGUCCGCAGAGCAUGCAGGUGCCAGAGAUGAGGGUUGCACAAGGAAUGGCUUCUCUGUGACUGCUUGGGCCACAGCCUGGGCAGGUGACUGCAGAAAGGUUCUCUCUAUGCCAAGGCUGCAGGUUUGCAAUGGGACCUCCUUCUGGAUUCAUUUCUGUCACAGACUCCACUGGAUGUUGUCACACCCACCCCGCCAGCCUCUGCCCCUGCCGGGAUCACAGCAGCCUCUUCCCUGCGGUGUCCCUGAAGCACCCUCUACUGAGAAAGCUUACACUGGGCUCACUUUAAAUAUUUAAAGGAAUUCCAUUGUCAUAGAACAUAUACUGAAGAGUGCAUUCAAAGGUGAGAGGCAAUAAAUUGAUUAUUGGCAAAGGUACAUUGGCCUGUCUAUUCCUUUUUUAUUAUUGGCGAUUCAUAGUGUAUUUGAAUAUCUGUUAAUGCUAGUCCUCAUUGAUCUGCUCUUUCAGGGUUUUCUUGGUUAUCCUUGUUUGUUUCUUCAUAAGAACUUUAAAAUGAACUUACCUAGUUCCAGAGAAAGCGUUUUUAUUUAAUCUUCUGUUUUUUAAUUUUUAAAAGAAUUUGUAUUAAUUCUCAUGGUUAACAACAAAAGCAGUAAGGAGGUGAAUGAAGUAGAAAAUGGGUUCCAUGCCUCAGAUUCCCACCCCUCUGAGGUUAACAUUUUCAUGUUAUUUUUCAGGAUGUAUUUCUAGGUCCAUACAAGUGUGUGUGUGUGUGUGUGUGUGUGUGUGUGUGUGUGUGUGUGUGUGUGUGUAAGUGUUUAGUAAAAAUAUGUCAGCCUUUUAAAUAGUUAUGCUUGUACUUGUAACUUAGAAUUGCCUUUUCUUCUCCUUACAGCCAUACCUGGCCAUGACUCUUUGAGAACAUUAUGGUGUUCCUUUGUGCUUCUUCUCACAAGGAGUUUUCCUAGCUGUUACCUGUUCAAGACAUGGAUAUCAAAAACUCACCAUCUAGCCUUAACUCUCCUGUCUCCUUCAACUGCAGUCAACCCGUCCUACCCCUGGAGCCAGGCCCCAUAUAUAUACCGUCCUCCUAUGUAGAGAGCCGCCAUGAAUAUUCGGCCGUGACAUUCUAUAGCCCUGCUGUGAUGAAUUACACUAUUCCCAACAACUCAGAAGUUGGACCUGGUCGACAGACCACAAGCCCGAGUGUGUUGUGGCCAACUCCUGGACACCUCUCUCCUUUAGCCAUCCAUUGCCAGUCGUCACUUCUGUAUACAGAACCUCAAAAGAGUCCUUGGUGUGAAGCAAGAUCACUAGAACACACCCUACCUGUGAACAGAGAGACACUGAAAAGGAAGGCCAGUGGAAGCAGCUGUGCCAGCCCUGUCACUAGUCCAAGUUCAAAGAGGGAUGCUCACUUCUGUGCUGUCUGCAGCGAUUAUGCGUCGGGAUACCACUAUGGAGUCUGGUCGUGUGAAGGAUGUAAGGCCUUUUUUAAAAGAAGCAUUCAAGGACAUAAUGAUUAUAUUUGUCCAGCUACAAACCAGUGUACAAUAGAUAAGAACCGGCGUAAAAGCUGCCAGGCCUGCCGACUUCGGAAGUGCUAUGAAGUCGGAAUGGUGAAGUGCGGCUCCCGGAGAGAAAGGUGUGGGUACCGCCUAGUGCGAAGGCAGAGAAAUUCUGAAGAGCAGCUGCAUUGCCUGAGCAAAGCCAAGAAAAAUGGUGGACAUGUGACACGAGUGAAGGAGCUACUGCUGAGCACCCUGAGCCCCGAGCAGCUGGUGCUCUCGCUCCUCGAGGCCGAGCCGCCCCACGUGUUGGUGAGCCGCCCCAGCACACCCUUCACCGAGGCCUCCAUGAUGAUGUCCCUGACCAAGCUGGCCGACAAGGAACUGGUGCACAUGAUCAGCUGGGCCAAGAAAAUUCCAGGCUUCAUGGAGCUCAGUCUGCAUGACCAAGUGCGGCUCUUGGAGAGCUGCUGGUUGGAGGUGCUAAUGGUGGGGCUGAUGUGGCGCUCCAUCGACCACCCCGGCAAGCUCAUCUUUGCUCCAGACCUCAUUCUGGACAGGGACGAGGGGAAAUGUGUAGAAGGAAUUCUGGAAAUCUUUGACAUGCUCCUGGCAACGACUUCAAGGUUUCGUGAGUUAAAACUCCAGCACAAAGAGUAUCUCUGUGUCAAGGCCAUGGUCCUCCUCAACUCCAGUAUGUACCCUUCAGCUGCCGCAAGCCAGGAGGCUGAGAGCAGCAGGAAGCUGACUCACCUGCUGAACGCUGUGACCGACGCGCUGGUCUGGGUGAUUGCCAAGAGCGGAAUCCCCUCCCAGCAGCAGUCCGUCCGCCUGGCUAACCUCCUGAUGCUCCUUUCUCAUGUCAGACAUGCCAGUAACAGGGGCAUGGAACACCUGCUCAACAUGAAGUGCAAAAACAUGGUCCCCGUCUACGACCUGCUGCUGGAGAUGCUGAACGCCCACACACUUCACAACAGCAAGUCCUUGGUCACAGGGCCAGAGCGCAGCCCAGUGGAACUCAGAAUCCUCCUCGCCGACAAACAAGGAGACGAGGCUACAGAGCAGGAAGUGGAGGCAAAGAAGGCAGCCGCGUGGAGUGACUUAAUUGUAUUUCUAAGAGAGACCACCAGGUUGAAAAAACAAAAACCAAAACAGAAUGAGGUCCAAGCUACUGCCCCGUUAGUAAGUAGUGAGGCUUUGCAGGUUGGUUUUGAUGCCAAAGUGGGUACCAGAUUGGUCCCAGGUGUCCAAGCACCUGUCUGUGCCAGCCCCGUGUGCUCGCCCACACGUGCCCACUGCUCAUCCUCCACAGACACUCCUGCAUGCUUCUCUGGGCGGCUUGUUCCACUGCAUUUGGAUUUAGCCCGCGAACAGGAGGUAACAAUUUUGGUCACUUCUUCUUGGCUGAGGUCUCAGCUGGGUGCACUGGGAAUACAGGUUACUCAGUCCAACCUGAGAGGCCGCGCCUGUGGUCUGGGCCAAGCAGGCAGUUGAGAUGAUAUGGUCUAUGGUUUAAAGGUGGUGUUCUUUUGACUAUUUAGGGCCCUUUCCCCCUUCCAGGUGAGUGUUUCGAAUCUGUUCCCAUUAGCUCCAGAUGUGUCCCUAAGGAUGAGCCCAGUGUGCAGAGUCAGGCUGCUGUUUUUAUGGGUUUUGGGUAAACCCCCGUGUCCACUUUAAAGAUUAGUCACUUCUCUUUAAUAGUGCUUUCUUUUGAAAGUCGUCUUUUGUGAGGGUCUCUAACUGUCCCUCCCCACAAAGUGGUCCACAGGCAAUUUAAAAUUCUCCCAUAGCUAAGCAAGGAUUUGUGUCUUCAAGUUCAGUUUUUAAAAGGAGUUACCUAGGAGGAAUAGGACCUGACAACUGUAAAUGAGAAUUAAAUAGAGUAUUGAAAAAAAACCCCACCCAAGUACAUUUUAUAUAUCAUGGAAAAGUGACCCUCAGCUUUGUCUUAGACUCGUAUGGCAAGAUCCCUUCCCCUCAUUUUGGUCUGUGAGCAAUCGUUUAAUACUAGAAACUUCUUUGUGGAAGAUGAGUGAGUUUUGAGCUAAAUUCCAAAAACAUGAGUGUCUAAUAUGGGAUCAUAUAGACACACUUUAAUAAAAUAAUUAACAUGGACUAUUCUUAAUGCAGAAAACAUUAGAACAGUGUUCACACAGGUUCCUGGGAGCGAGCUGGCAGCCCCAAAAGACGACCGCGCAGGCUGCCUCCGGAGAGCCACACCGUGAGUUUUCACACGUUCCGCCUGCAUUCCCUCUGUCCUCACCACGUCCUCUGGCCUCAGGCCUGUCACGUGCUCACUGUCCACUGGGACUAAAUACAAAAGAUUUGACCCUAAAAUAAUUUUGAAGAGGUUUUUCUUCAAAAACAAUGCGGUAAGAACAGAACAUUGUCAGCUUAAUAACAUUUCUGGAGGGUCUUAACGAUAUUAGAAACAAACAAUGCGAAGUCAGCAAAAGCUCGUUGGUGAGACAGUCUUCAUCUGGAUUACUUCAUGGGCUAACUCAGCUAGAAGGGCAAUUAUUUUUUAUUUCAGUUAAAAAAAAUCAGUUCCCAAUUCUUGGCAGACCUACGUUAUAUAUUCAAAUAUAUAAGCUAAGUGGAAGCAAUUCCAGAAUUUUCUAGCAUGUGAAAACAGUUUGGUUGUUACUUAAAUCUGCUAAGAAACUUGCAUAUAUUGAGUUUUUCAAAUUCAAGGGUGAACCUUCAGUUUUUAGGUCUACUUUGAAACAAAACAUUUUUUAAAGUUUUUGGUGGGGGGAGGUAAUGAGGUUUAUUUUUAAUGGAGGUACUGAGGAUUGAACCCUGGACCUCAUGCAUGCUAGGCACACACUCUACCACUGAGCUAUACGCUCCCCACUAAAACAUUUUUAUUUAAUAAGAUUUAACACAUUUCCUUAAGAUGCUAAAAGUCUUAAAUAUAAUAAAGGUUAUGUGAAGGUAAUUAUAAAAAUACAUUGUUUAUUACCUAAAAAUAACGUUUGUGAAACACUGUGUGCCAGACACAGUGAUAAGUGCCUCGUACAUUCACAUUUAAUGCUCAUAAUAAUUGCUGUUAUCCCAAUUUGCUGGCUAUGGAAACUAGAGAGUCUAAGUAGACUUGCUUAAGGUCACAUAGGGAGUAAAUGACAGAGUUGACCACAGGCAGUUCCAGUGCUGAAGGAAAUCACGCAGUUUAAAAAAACUGAAGAAAAAAUAUUUUUAGGCUGCAGAAUCCAUCAAAUGCCAUCUGACACGCACAGCUACUCUGGUUUAAGUGGGGCUUGGCUUGUGGCACCUGCCUGUCCAAUUUCCAGCACAUCCCUGUAGACAAGAAGCCCAGUCUCAUCUUUCAUACGUGUGUCAGUUAAAGCCCAGAGGGGUAUGUGGACCCGCUCAAGGUCAUAAAACUACUAUGGCAAAGCUUGGACCAGAACUCAGGUCUUCUGCCUGCCUGGCCAGCACUCUUCCUUCCGCAGGACUUACUUUAGGAGUCUGCUGCUCGAGCUGAGUCUCAGCUCAUCAAGGAGAGUUACGGCUGCCUCCUCCUGUACCAUCUGCCUUCAGUUUAGAUGGGGUCUGCAUGAACGUUACCGAAUAGCAGCUGUGACAGGUGGGAAAAAAUAGGAUGAAUUGUAUCAUUCCUCCCCUCUCAUCCUGGGCUCAUAAGCUCAUGGGUGGUCCUUCUGUCACCUCCUCCUGGCUGUUACUGCCUUCCCCAGAUGUAUUGCUGUGAAGUAGUUCCUGGAUACUUACUUGUGUAACAUUCUCGCACCUUUUAGGCAGUGAUGCUUCCCCAUGGAGUCUGGUCUACCACUGUGCAAAAUACAUGCAUUUAUUGUGUUUAUAGCUCUCCAAGUUGCUGGAAUUUUUGCUCCAGUGGCAGCUCUAAGAUGUGCAUCCCCUGCGAUAUUAUUCUUAUAACCCUUUUUGUUGCAUUGGAGUUGAGGGUCUUUUUUCUUUUAAUUGCAAGGGUCCUCUUCACUUGUGGGGCUAGUCAGUGCUAUGUGACGGUGGGCUUCCUUUACAGGAAGGGGGUAGGUCUGCCUAGGCAAGCCCAGAUCAGCUCUUGUGACUGCAGUCUGUACUGGGUGUCUAAAUGCCAUGACUGUUGGUCCUAUAACUUUGCUAUUCAGUGGUCCUGUGUACCUCAGAGCCCGCUGGCUGCCUGUAACUUGUCAUUUUUGUCCGAUGAAUGCUUUGCAUCAUUAAGCAGGCUUUUAAAUUUGGGCCUUUUGACAAAUGAAUGUUUGCUGUUGUGUGAAAGUAGAUUUUGAGAUCUGCUUUCUAUUCUCCAGGUACUACUUUUUCUUUGCUAUAUGCCUUUAAUGUCCAUGGAACUGUUGCAGAAAUAAGUUUAACGUGACAUAAGCUAAAUAAAGUGUUUUUCAUAAUUUUGGUUUUUGUUGGGAGUAUAAACUUACAGUAAUUAGGUGAAGUAGUCUGUGUACCAA
Messenger RNA from Camelus dromedarius (Arabian camel), 11355 nucleotides. It is a transcript of the gene ESR2, whose product is annotated as estrogen receptor 2. The transcript is spliced from 9 exons. Lineage: Eukaryota; Metazoa; Chordata; Mammalia; Artiodactyla; Camelidae. Gene Ontology annotation, molecular function: nuclear receptor activity; zinc ion binding; estrogen response element binding. The coding region runs from base 6404 to 8419 and encodes 671 amino acids. Gene Ontology annotation, biological process: estrogen receptor signaling pathway; cellular response to estradiol stimulus; regulation of transcription by RNA polymerase II. The record is from RefSeq and is a predicted model, not a curated record. Gene Ontology annotation, cellular component: nucleus; chromatin.